AUGUUGAGUUUGUAUCGAAACCAGUUGGCAGGCCAAUAAAAGAAGGUGCUUCUGAUUGGAAGUGGUUUGAUGGCAGAAGCUGUCAUUGAUUAAUUAUUGAAGAGAAAUGACAAUUUUGUCGUUGUUGCUUCAGCUCAUGUGGAAGAUGCUAAAAAAGUGACUCAGAACAAGGAGAGAUGUUCAGCCCAUCAUUUAGACGUGACAGAAACAGAUGAACUCAGAAGAUUUGUUAAGAAUUCCGACAUUGUGAUAGCCUAUAUUCCACCAUAAUUUAUUGUUCCUAUAGCCAAGGUAUGUGCAGAGAUAGGCAGAUCCAUGAUUACAUCACAAUACACAUUCCCAGAGAUCAGAGCCUUGGAAGAGGAAUGUAAGAAAAAGGGAAUAAUCAUGUUGAAUGAAAUCGGUUUGGAUCCAGGAAUCGAUCAUUUGGCAACAGUGAAAGUGAGAGAUGAAGUGUAUGCAAAAGGAGGAAAAAUCAUCGAAUAUGAGUCUUGGUGUGGAGGUGUCCCAAGUCCAGAGUUCUGUGAUAACCCUUUUGGCUAUAAAUUUUCAUGGAGUCCCUUUGCAGCCAUAAGGAAUAUCAACAACGAUGCCAAGUACUUAGAAAAAGGAGUUUAAAAGUAUAUUCCAGCAUUCUGAGUUACUUUACUCAACAGAAAUCAUCCAUGUGAAUCCAUCACUACAGA
Molecule: messenger RNA, 686 nt
Organism: Paramecium tetraurelia
Lineage: Eukaryota; Ciliophora; Oligohymenophorea; Peniculida; Parameciidae
Exons: 3
Cellular component (GO): cytoplasm
Molecular function (GO): saccharopine dehydrogenase activity
Source: RefSeq, a predicted model, not a curated record